Messenger RNA from Pseudoliparis swirei, 756 nucleotides. RefSeq names its product ribosomal protein L10 (gene rpl10). NCBI's taxonomy places the organism in Eukaryota, Metazoa, Chordata, Actinopteri, Perciformes, Liparidae. The record is from RefSeq and is a predicted model, not a curated record. Gene Ontology annotation, molecular function: structural constituent of ribosome. The transcript is spliced from 6 exons. Gene Ontology annotation, biological process: translation; ribosomal large subunit assembly. Bases 85 to 732 code for a protein of 215 amino acids. Gene Ontology annotation, cellular component: cytosolic large ribosomal subunit; ribosome.
UGACUGAUUUAAAGUUAUUGAAAAGAACUAUCUGCCUGGAUUCCACGAAAUAAUCCACAUUUUAUUCCUUUAUAGAUCGCAACCAUGGGCCGCCGACCAGCCCGCUGCUACCGCUACUGCAAGAACAAGCCCUACCCGAAGUCUCGCUUCUGCAGGGGUGUUCCCGAUCCCAAGAUCAGGAUCUUUGACCUGGGCAGGAAGAAGGCCAAGGUAGAUGAGUUCCCCCUGUGUGGCCACAUGGUCUCUGAUGAGUGUGAGCAGCUGUCUUCUGAAGCGCUGGAAGCUGCUCGUAUCUGUGCUAACAAGUACAUGGUGAAGACCUGCGGUAAGGAUGGCUUCCACAUCCGCAUGCGCCUGCAUCCCUUCCACGUGAUCCGCAUCAACAAGAUGUUGUCCUGCGCUGGAGCUGAUAGGCUUCAGACCGGGAUGCGCGGCGCCUUCGGGAAGCCCCUGGGCACCGUGGCUCGUGUGCGCAUCGGGCAGGUGAUCAUGUCUGUGCGCACCAAGGCGCAGAACAAGGAGCACGUGGUGGAGGCGCUGCGCCGAGCCAAGUUCAAGUUCCCCGGGCGCCAGAAGAUCCAUAUCUCCAAGAAAUACGGCUUCACCAAGUUCAACGCCUCUGAGUUUGACGCCAUGAUGGCUGAGAAGCGCGUGAUCUCUGACGGCUGUGGCGUGAAGUACAUCCCCAGCAGGGGGCCGCUGGUCCGCUGGAAGGCGCUGCACGCCAACUAGAGGGAGAAUAAAGAGUGAACAGAC